Messenger RNA from Hemiscyllium ocellatum (epaulette shark), 1521 nucleotides. RefSeq names its product cilia and flagella associated protein 418 (gene cfap418). The record is from RefSeq and is a predicted model, not a curated record. Gene Ontology annotation, cellular component: cytosol. The coding region runs from base 11 to 601 and encodes 196 amino acids. Lineage: Eukaryota; Metazoa; Chordata; Chondrichthyes; Orectolobiformes; Hemiscylliidae. The transcript has 6 exons.
CGCUGCUGUCAUGGCGGACGAUCUGGAUGAGCUUCUGGACGAAGUGGAGCUGCGGUUCUGUCAGGACCGGCCGGCGCCGAGCCGCGAGGGAGCGGGCAUGGAGGUGAAAAUCAGUGCACCUUUAGUCCCAUCUAAAGAAAUUUCCAGAGAGGAAGAUGAUUUAAGUGAUCUUAUUGAUGACAUUUUUCAUGAUGAUCCAAGUUUAUCUGAUUCUUCUAAGUCAAGGCCAGGAACAAUAACAAAUUGUACAGGUAACGGAGCCUUUUCUCAGACCAGGGGUAAAAAGUGUUGUCCAGUUUAUCUUGGCGGCAGUUCUGCACCUCUAGGAUUGGGGACAAAUACUUCUCGGAGAACGUGUGACCAACUCCGCUGUACUACCUGUGACUUUAGAGUAAUUGCACUUGAUGAUUAUGAAUGGAACAAGUCAUGUGACUACUUUUUUUUCAGAAACAACAUGCCCGACUUAAACAAGUUGAAAGUGAAGACAUUGAGUAGGAAAGGUACACGAGCAUAUGCCUGUCAGUGCAGCUGGAGGUCAAUCCAGGACCUGACAGACCUCAGGGAAGAACAGGAACUUCGAUGGGUGUGUGGAAAACAUUGAAAACUUUCAAAGCACACUUGUCUCUUCCAGUCACCAUUAGAUGAUUGGUCCACUGUAUAACCUGAUAUAAUAUUGUAGAUUUAUUUUUUAAAUACAAGGUGAGCUGCAACAAUUUAAUUUAUUUUUCUAUACUUCUUGGUUAAAACAUUCUUUAAUGUUGUUCUAAUUCAAUAAUGUGGUUUAAUAAAUGUAUGUCACUAAAUAGAAUUCAGUUUUUCUUAUAUUGUGGAAAAUAUAACUGACAAUAGACUUUACCUUGCAGAUUACCUUGCAAAGCAUAUUGUGCAGGCAAGACCAAACUGACCCAAGUUUGACACAAAAAUCCACAUGAAAAGUAUACUUAAGAUUUAGAUCAACCUAGCUUUCCCACUGCCACUAGAGUUUUAGACACUAGGAGUUAUUUUCAAUGUUAUCUAAUCAAAUGAUUUUGACUAUGCACAAGGAGUUAUUAGGUAAAUGGAAAAUGGUGUUGCGUAGAUGACGAGAUCAUAAUUACUUGGGUUUAAAAAACAGUUGCACUGGAAGAGGUCCUUGUGUUGAUCCCUUGUGUUUACUGCAAUGCUUUUUUGUCAUGACAAGUUUUAAAUGAUGUGAAGAUCACUCUCUAAUGGAUUGAAGAAUGCACUUGGCUGCAUUUCUCAAAGUGAAUAGCAUUCAUUACAGCUGGCAAAAUGCUCAGAGUCCAGCAGCAUGGAAUUUGUAGCACAAAUCUAAAUAUGUAUGCAUAACAUUCAAACUCAAGCCUUGGACAUGGCAAAUGUCCCUAAGAUGGAACAGAAACAACUUUUAAAGCAAUCUUGGAAGUCACAAUACCUUUAAACCAGGAAGAAAUCUCCUGAAUUUAUUAAAUUAUCAAUACUGGAAUUUCUAAAAUGAAAAAGCUAUACACUGGAUAAACCAAGGCCAAUUACACAAUGAUC